Molecule: messenger RNA, 468 nt
Organism: Cyanidioschyzon merolae strain 10D
Lineage: Eukaryota; Rhodophyta; Bangiophyceae; Cyanidiales; Cyanidiaceae
Exons: 1
Coding region: 1-468 (155 amino acids)
Source: RefSeq, a predicted model, not a curated record
AUGCUUUCCAAUACCUUUUGCAGUUUCUCUCCCAGUUCAACAGUUACAGACUCGUUUGCUGGAGUCGCAUCUACAAUUUCAGGUGCGCUUUUACUCGCUUUAGGCGCUUCGUCGACCUUCCGCAUCAGCAGCGUUGCUCGCUGUGCACGCGAACUUGGAGUACAAGCCAAACCAGUCCUCCCGGAGUGCCGGCGGCUCGUUGAUCGCCCCCACAGUGGCGAGAGCGUUUCACGACACAGUGCCGCUGGCACAAAGGCAAGCUCAUCUCCCGCAAGAAAAGUCAUUUGUGGCUGUACUCUGCGUCGCGAACGUUCUCUCUCGGGCUCUUUGUACAGGCGUGACACCCGCACGUUCUGUCGACGCCGCAAAUACGCGCCAUACAUUGUCAUACACUUCAUGCGAUCGACAUGGACAAGGCGUCCGUGGCACUCCAUUGGUGCAGGUAUGUCUGUAAAUGUACACAACUAG